AUGGCCUCCAAAUCCGCCGUUGCUUUCAUGAUGGUUAACCUAGCCAUCUUUGCUUUUGUGUCAGCUAAUGCUGCUACUUGCCCUGACUUAAAUGUGUGUCUUAACAUUGCCAACGAAUUGGUGAAUGUCCCGUUAGGUAGCCAAUCAAGGACCUCAUGUUGUGAGCUCGUUCACGGAAUUGCCGAUGCUGAUCUUGUUCUCUGCCUUUGCACUAGCCUCAAAACCACCCCUCUCGGAAGUACCCUUGGCGAUCUCCUUAAUGUCCUUGGUGGUGUCCUUGGUGGCUUUAGUGGCAGCGACCUCCUUAACCAGGAGCUUCUCGCCAUCGUUAAUGCUUGUGGAGUUAACAAUCCUACUCAAUACAAGUGUCCCGUCUAG
Molecule: messenger RNA, 378 nt
Organism: Chenopodium quinoa (quinoa)
Lineage: Eukaryota; Viridiplantae; Streptophyta; Magnoliopsida; Caryophyllales; Amaranthaceae
Product: putative lipid-binding protein AIR1B
Exons: 1
Coding region: 1-378 (125 amino acids)
Source: RefSeq, a predicted model, not a curated record